AAACUUUUAUUUGAAUUCAACUCGAACCGUUACACCUCUUCUUCCCGAGAAGAAGAAAACAAAAUAGACGAAAAGGUUCACGUCGCCAUCGCCACUGUCCGGUGCUCUCGUUCCGCGAAGACGCCAAGAACUAACGCGCGCCGAUGCAAGCGGCUUCUCGCCCCUAGCUAGCUUAGCUAACCUUCGUCGCUCGCAACGCGAGCUAACCUUCUGUGCGGCUUCGCGCGCGCCCCAUGCAAGAGAGAAGGGCGAAGCUGCUCCUCGUCCUCCUCCCGCCUCCCUCAUACUUUCCCCCCCGGCUACACCUUCCACGCCAUGCGCCCGUAUAAACCGCCAGGCGAGGCCACCCGCCCGCUUUACCGCAUCCUGCUGCACCCGCAUCUGCUGAUAAUCCCGCGAUCGACGAGGCCACCAUGUCAUCGUCGCUGCGGUUCCUGCGGCCGAAGAACGACGGCGGCGGCGGAGACGACGGGUGCUUCGACGGCGUCGAGCUGGAGGUGACGGUGCUGUCGGCGGACUCGCUGCGCCUACCGCCGUCCUACUCGCCGCUGCCCCGCCGGCUGCGGCCGUACGUGACCGUGGCGUCGUCGGACGCGCCCGCCGGCUCGGCCUGCAGCACGGCGGUGGCAGUGGGGAGCGGCGGCGGCGGCGGCGAGCACGCGUGGGGCGACACGCUCGUCGUCCCCGUGGGCGCGGGCUUCCUGGAGGGCCGCGCCCACGUCCACGUCUCCGUGCUCUCGGAGCCCGCCUGCCGGCUCGUCGGCGCCACGCCGCUGGGCUGGUGCCGCAUCCCCGUGGCCGACGUGCUCGACGGCCUCCGCCCGCCGCGCGCGCUCCGCCGGCUCAGCUACUCGCUGCGCUGCCCGCGCCGAGGCGGGGGCGGGGGCGCGUGGGGCCACGGCGUCGUGCACCUCUCCGUGCGCCUGCUUGGCCUCCGCGACGACGCGCCGGCAGCCACGGCCACGGCCACGGACGCGACGCCGCCGGUGCAGCAGGGUUGGUGCCGCGUGGCGAUGGGCAUCCCGGUGUCCGGACCGUCGUCGGCGGCCGCUUCCGCCGUCGUCGGGAUGCCCUUGUCGUGGGGCGCCACCACGUCACGGUGACGGGGCCACGACUAGCCGUGGAAAAACGGUGGAAUUUUUGCCGGCGAUCAGUCGAUGUCGACCAGCGAGCGCGGUACGACCAGGUCGUGAUUGGGGCUUUUUCACGCGUCAGGAAUAGGAAUAGCGGCUGGAAAAGGAAACUAGUGCGUUUAGUCAAAAAAGGUGCCUUCCAAUCUUCCAUGCAGCUACCUAGACGCCGCUGAGGCUGGAGUGUGGGACCAAAGUGCAUGAUGAAUAGUAAUUGUAAAUGUCUACUGUUUAUUUCAAGUCUAACCAAAGGUACCCGACGUCCAAAUCAAAGUCAGAGUUGAUAUGUGCGCUCGACGAAAGAUGCCAAGCGAUUGUUGUCAACCUAGAGGGUCGUUCGGUUCCUGGAACGAUGACACGUGAAACGAUUUAAGGUCGGAUUGUUUAUCAAAAGCUAGCUAUUCGAAUUUUUGGGUUGUAAUUUAUAGAAACAAAACAUUGUAAAAUUAGUAGAAGUUGGUAUAGAUUAAAAUAAAGCGAACAUGCUAUAUAUAACUUACAAAUUUA
Messenger RNA from Zea mays, 1637 nucleotides. RefSeq lists its product as uncharacterized. The transcript has a single exon. Lineage: Eukaryota; Viridiplantae; Streptophyta; Magnoliopsida; Poales; Poaceae. The record is from RefSeq and is a predicted model, not a curated record. The coding region runs from base 414 to 1103 and encodes 229 amino acids.